Molecule: messenger RNA, 13947 nt
Organism: Corythoichthys intestinalis (scribbled pipefish)
Lineage: Eukaryota; Metazoa; Chordata; Actinopteri; Syngnathiformes; Syngnathidae
Product: dynein axonemal heavy chain 8-like
Exons: 93
Coding region: 243-13859 (4538 amino acids)
Biological process (GO): microtubule-based movement
Cellular component (GO): axonemal dynein complex
Molecular function (GO): ATP hydrolysis activity; ATP binding; dynein intermediate chain binding
Source: RefSeq, a predicted model, not a curated record
GCCAUCUUCACACAUGUAGUCUAAUAUAUGUGAUAUUUUUCUAUGACCGCAACUUUCAAACCCAACGUGUAAACACGUCAUCACUUCAGAGUUGCUAGCGUAUUUUAGAAAGCGACCCAACUGUGAUCAAGUAUGACGAACUACGCGCCGCUCAACAAUAACACAACUUUCGAAACAACAACUUCAAAGCAGAAACAGGUAACCCGCUUGUAUGCGAAGUGGCAUAACAUCUGGAGUACUAAAUGAUGGAGAGCAAAGAAGGGAGCAGUCAGGAAAAUUACAAGCAUGCACGGAAGGAGCGAAAGGAGCGCCUGGGUCCUGCACAUCGCUAUGUGAUCAACGUGCUGGCCCUCAGGCUGAACCUGCAGGCGUCAGCAGUGGAACAAUUCAUACUGGACUUCCCGCUGACUCCUUUUAACAAGUUCUUUGCGGUAAAUGGAAGUUCUACUCUUGCUUUUGUGUAUCAAGAGGUGAAACAUCCUGGAAUAGAAUGUGGUCGUGCAAUUCCUGGGCCCAGGAAAGCACUGCGGCUUGUCUACGCCAAUUUAUCAGAGAGACGCCUCACUGGCAUUUAUUGUGCCUUUAUGCGGCUACGAGUGGAUGUCGCUGUGACUCCUGAAAACAUACAGAAGGGGACCUUUUUUUCCAUGUUUGAUGCCCGGGAUGGCUUCCCUAAAGCCAUCAAAAACAGCUUCAACAACUUGAUGCCCAGUUUCCAGGCAGUGCUGAAAACUGACAGGUCCAGUCAGAGACCCCAGAUUAACCCAGAUUUUGAACACAUCUUCAAACACACUGUGAUGGGUUUAGAUGUGAUCCAAGGGAGCUAUCAGAAUGUGAAACUAGCAGAAGAAAAGAAUAUUGACUUCAGUCAACUGGGUUCCAUUCAAGAGGUGACUUUAGCAGCAGCCAACGUGGACUUGGUUAAAGAUCUGGAGAACCUCCUGACAAAGUGGUAUAAGCAAAUUGACCAGGUCCUGCUGGACACUCAAGCACUUAAGCAAGGUCUCGUAUCGGAAGGACCGCUGAGUGAGCUGAAUUAUUGGAGGCAGGCUUACUUGAAGUUCAACUCUAUCCUGACUCACAUCAAUAGCCCAAAGUGCAAGGCAGUCAUAAGCGUGCUCAAAAUCAGCCGUUCCAAAGCUCUGCAGAUGUGGCCAGUCCUGGAGGCUAGGGUGACAGACAACUACAACGAGGCCAAAGACAAUGUCAAAUUUCUAGACAUGCUAGAUAAAGUUUGCCAGCCUCUUUACACUAGUGAUCCGACUACCAUCGUGAAAAGUGUGCAGAACAUAAUCAAUGCGGUACAGAUGAUCCACACAGUGUCACGGUACUACCAUACCACUCAAAAGAUAUCAUCCCUCUUCAUUAAAGUCACAAAUCAGAUGAUCAUAGCGUGCCGACGCUACAUUUCAAACAACGGCACGUCGAUAUGGGAUCAAGAUGGUAAAACUGUUAUGAUGAAAAUACAGGAGUGCCUUGGUUUAUAUCAGGAGUAUGAGUCUUGCUUGGCGAAAACACAGGAAAAAACGAAGGAGAUGCCCGGACAGAGGCCCUUUAAGUUCUCGGAGAUGCACGUCUUGAGGAAGUUUGAGGUCUUCUGCAAGCGCCUCGAAUAUAUUACCAAAAUAAUGUCAGUGUUCAAGACAUUCGAGUGCUUGGGAAAGUCCAACAUAGAGGGUAUGGAGGCUCUGGCUGGCCAGUUCCGCAAAGCCUCCACUGAACUGAAGAACAAGCAGGCGGACGUGUUUGCGUCCAGAACGGUGGCCUUUGAAAAUGACUAUGAAGCAUUCAUGGCUUACAUAAUCACCCUGGAGGAGCAGCUAAAGGGAUUCAUGAACUCAAGCUUUGCCAAAUUUGACUCGUCCCAGCAGGCUCUCGGCGUAAUACAGCGUUUUCAGAAACUAAACAUUCCCUGUCUGAAGGUUGAAAUGCCCAAUGCUUUGGGUACCAUUCUCUUGCUCUAUGUCUCAGAAGUAGAGGCGGUGUCAAAGCUCUUUGAGAAGCAAAACGAGGACCCGCCCUUAGGCAGAAACAUACCACCUAUCUCCGGGAGGCUUCGCUGGGCCCGACACCUCUAUAAGAAAAUACACGAUCCCAUUUCGUACAUACGCGAGAAUUCUGAUGUCCUGACCACCUCUGAGGGACGCUCAGUGGUCAAACUGUACAAUCAAACCACAGCCGCAUUGCAACGCUUUGAGUCAGACCACCACAAGGCGUGGAAGGCCGAAGUGUCAAAGCUGGAUUUUGCCUUAAAUACAACAGUCUUGAUCCGCUGCACUGUGACGGGAAAGUAUAUGGCCAACUUUGAUCCCAAAAUAAUCGAGGCCAUUAAGGAAGCCAGCAGUCUGGUGAAGAUGGGUCUGGACGUUCCCAAGCAGGCUGUGAAAUUUCUCAAGGUACAGGACCAGUUGAAGAAUUACCAUCAUCGCCUGCAUACCAUUUUGACAGAUUACAAAGAAACUUGUGAUAAUAUACCGCAGGACUUUGUCUACCUGUUGACAUCAAUGAUCACUGAAAUGGAGUCUCUGCUUCGCUACGGGUCAGUGAUGGUCACGUGGUCCUCACUUCUCUUAGAAAACUACUUUGUUAAUAUUGACAAUGCUCUGUCUGAGCUUAAGACAAUCUUGAGUAAGGUGCAAGAAAUCUGUAAAUUUCACAUUGAUGAUUACCUCAAGGAGAUCUCUGAGACCGUUCUUGUUGAACUGCCUGAACAUGGCGGCUCUGAAAUUCAGCCCCUUGUUGAUCUCAAUCAUACUCUGUGCAAUCAUGGGGUCAGGGAACUGAACCUCAAAUGCUCCCAUAUUAAAGAAGCUGUGAAUAAGUUGGGAAGAGUGCUCAACUCCAUUUACAAGUCCAAACAACCCACAAAGGCCAUGGGCGGAAUUGGUGCUGGGCAGAAGGAUGCCCAGAGGGCCUCUGAACCGGCUGAGGGGGUGACAUCGGAGGGCCAAGAAAAGUACAAAGCAACACGUUUCGAAAAGGACUUCACAAAACAAUAUGACACCUUCGGCUCGAGAGUUCUGGACGCAUUGGUGGAAGCAACUAAGUUAUCCCUGAAGACCGUGGAGAGGCGAAUAUGUGGCUAUGAUUCUUUCCAGAAGAGAGCUGACUCCGGCUGGGUCCCAAUGAUGAAAUCUGAUGUGAAACUGGAGGCACCGAAUGUGGUGAUGUUCCCCACUGUAGAUGAGAUACAUAACGCCAUACACCAGAUCAUGGAAUUUAUCUUGGAUGUCAACAAGGGCAUUCAAUGCUGGGAGGUUGAGUACAGACAUGAAAUCGUCCCAUCCAAUGCUGGUCGGGAAAAGAUUAACUUCUACGUUCGUGUCAUUAAGCAUGAGGACAUCAAAGCUGUCAUUUUUGCCUUGAAAUCGGCCUUGAAGUUGCAGAGGGACAAUGCGGCCAUUGUUCUGGAUCGCUUCAAGAAGUUCAAGGAGCUGUGGGGCGAUGACAAGGAGAAGGUCAUCAAGGCCUUCAUGGACAAAAAGCCGACCUUGAUGGAGAUCAAAAGCAAACUGCAUCACUAUGAUGUGUUUGAAAGCCAAAUUGAAGAGAUCCAGAACACCAUCGUUGUUGGCAUGAUUCAAUUAUCAACAGACCAAUUAAAGGAAUCUCUCAAGAUUGAGGCCAAGGCCUGGAAGAGGCUUCUGUGCAAAUACCUGCGCAUCGAGUGCCGUAAGAAUAUCAUCAACAUCAGCCUGCAUACACACAGAAGCUUCACACAGCUGUCGCACCCCAUCACAAACCUGGACGACGUUCGCUGCUCCAUGAAGACGCUAGCCAACCUGCGGGAUGCUGAAAUAGACACGGACUUAACGCUGAUUUCAACUCAAGAUGCUUAUGACGUGCUGAUCCUUUACGAAGCUGAAAUGAUGGAAAAGGAACCAACGGAGGUUUAUGGACUGAGCCGUUUCUUCACCAGGCUUCUAGCAAAGGCUAUGUCCGUUCAGGAUCAGCUUUUCUGCAUGCAGCCCAACCUCAAGCAGGACCUACUUGAGCGUGUCAGUGUUUUUGAAGAAGAUGUCAACAAUUAUAUGGAUGAAUACGACAAUGAAGGCCCCAUGGUUGAAGGAAUUGAACCAAAAGAAGCCAGCCGCAGGCUCCAGGUCUUUCAGGCUAGGUUCUCCGAACUGUGGCGAAACUUUACCACAUACAACUCUGGCGAACAGCUUCUGGGGCUGCCCGUCUCGGAUUAUGAGUGCCUUCAAAAUAAAAAGAAAGAGCUGGAUUUACUCCAGAAGCUCUACGGCCUGUAUGACACUGUGAUGAGGACCAUCAGUGGUCACAGCAAGCUUCUAUGGAAACAAGUGGAUAUCGAAAAGAUCAAUACCGAGCUAAUGGACUUUCAGAACAGGUGCCGCCGUCUGCCCAAGGGCCUGAAGGAGUGGCAAGCCUUCAUGGACCUGAAGAAGACCAUUGACGACUUCAGCGAACUGUGUCCUCUGCUCGAGAUGAUGACCAACAAAUCGAUGAUCCGUAGGCACUGGGAUCAGAUCGCCAAUAUGACCGGCCACCCUUUUGAUGUGGAGUCGCCCACCUGCACACUGGACGACAUCAUGGAGGCCCCGCUGUUAAAAUUCAAGGACGACAUUGAGGACAUUUGCAUAUCCGCCGUGAAAGAGAGAGAUAUCGAAGCCAAAUUGACAGGUGUGAAAACAGUGUGGCAUGAUAUGAACCUGACGAGGAAUGAAUUCAAGGACAGGGGGGAGCUCAUGCUUCGAGGUGGUGACACCACAGAGAUCCUCACAACUUUGGAGGACAGUCUGAUGGUGCUGGGGUCGCUGCUCAGCAACCGCUACUGCACAUUCUACAAAGCUGAAAUCCAGGACUGGGUUUCAAAGCUGUCAACGUCAACAGACGUUAUUGAGCAGUGGGUCAUCGUACAAAACCUGUGGAUUUAUUUGGAGGCCGUGUUCGUCGGGGGUGACAUCGCCAAAGAUCUGCCUCAGGAAGCAGAACGUUUUCAGCAAAUUGACUCGACGUGGAUCAACGUCAUGCAGCGAGCGAAAGAUGUCCCAAAUGUGGUGGAGUGCUGUGCCGGAGAUCCAAUGUUGGGGGAGGUCCUGCCAGAUCUUCAGAAGCAGCUAGAUUUCUGUCAGAAAUCCUUAACAGGGUACCUUGAGAAAAAGCGGCUCUUGUUUCCAAGAUUCUUCUUUGUCUCUGAUCCUGCGCUCCUGGAAAUCCUCGGGCAAGCUAGUGAUUCACACACGAUUCAGUCGCAUCUUCUUGGAGUGUUUGACAAUGUCAAUGAAGCAGAGUUUGACGUCAAUCAGUAUGAUAGCAUCUUGGCUGUCCUGUCCCAAGAAUCAGAGAAACUACCGCUGGACAAACCAGUCAUAGCUCAGGGUCCAGUGGAGCUCUGGCUGGGAAAGCUACUGAUAGAACAGCAGUCAUCACUGCACACGGUCAUCAAAGCAGCAGAUGACGUAAUCAACGACGAAGAUUUUGAGCUCAUUCCCUUUCUUGACAAGUUCCAAGCGCAGGUGGGCCUCCUGGGAAUCCAAAUGCUCUGGACAAGGGACUCAGAGGAGGCCCUGGAAAGUGCAGAAUACAGCAAGGAGGCGAUGAUCUUUACCAAAAAGAAAAUGCUGAACCUCUUACGAACGCUAAUCAAGCAGACAACUUAUGACUUGACAAAGUUCGACAGGGUCAAGUACGAGACCUUGGUCACCAUCCACGUGCACCAGAGUGACAUUUUUGAAGAGCUGGUGGCAAAAUCCGUCAAAUCUACCAAUGACUUUGAGUGGUUGAAGCAAAGCAGGUUUUAUUACAAUGCCGACCAAGAUAAGGUCAUCGUGUCCAUCACCAAUGUCGACUUUAUUUAUCAGAACGAGUACCUUGGCUGUACUGACCGUCUGGUCAUCACUCCAUUAACUGACAGGUGUUAUAUUACACUGUCCCAGGCCCUGGGCAUGAGCAUGGGAGGAGCCCCCGCUGGGCCAGCCGGUACUGGAAAGACAGAGACUACCAAGGAUAUGGGUCGGUGCUUGGGAAAGUAUGUGGUGGUCUUCAACUGCUCUGACCAAAUGGACUUCAGAGGACUUGGCAGGAUAUAUAAAGGACUUGCACAGUCUGGCUCAUGGGGCUGUUUCGACGAGUUCAACAGGAUUGACCUCCCUGUUUUGUCUGUAGCUGCUCAGCAAAUUUACAUUGUUUUGGUUGCUCGUAAGACACACAAGCCAACUUUUAUCUUCACGGAUGGGGAUGUUGUUGACCUGAAUCCAGAGUUUGGCCUUUUCAUCACAAUGAAUCCUGGUUAUGCUGGUCGCCAGGAACUUCCUGAGAACUUAAAAGUGCAGUUCAGGACUGUGUCCAUGAUGGUGCCUGAUCGACAGAUCAUCAUGAGGGUCAAGCUGGCCAGUUGUGGAUUCAACGAGAAUGUUCUCCUUGCCCAGAAAUUCUUUGUACUUUAUAAACUGUGUGAAGAGCAACUUACAAAACAAGUGCACUACGACUUUGGUCUGCGGAAUAUCCUGUCCGUGUUGAGGACGCUCGGGGCUUGCAAGAGGGCGCGCCCCGAUGAUUCAGAGUCUAGCACGGUCAUGAGAGUGCUGCGUGACAUGAACCUCUCUAAACUGGUGGAUGAGGACGAGCCUCUUUUCCUCAGUCUCAUCAAUGACUUGUUUCCUGGCAUCAAACUGGACAACAGCACCUACAAUGAACUUCAAGCUGCCGUAAAGAAUCAAGUUGACCUCGCUGCUUUGGUUAACCAUCCCAACUGGAACCUGAAACUGGUUCAGCUUUACGAGGCUUCCCUUGUGCGUCACGGACUUAUGACGCUGGGACCUAGUGGUGCGGGCAAGACAGCCGUCAUCAAUAUCCUUAUGCGAGCGCUGACUGAGUGCGGAACACCGCACAGGGAGAUGCGCAUGAACCCUAAGGCCAUCACCGCGCCACAAAUGUUUGGUCGUCUCGAUGCAGCCACCAACGACUGGACUGACGGUAUCUUUUCCACUCUGUGGAGGAGGACGCUUAAGGCCAAGAAAGGGGAGAUCAUAUGGAUUGUGCUCGACGGUCCAGUGGACGCUAUCUGGAUUGAGAACCUCAACUCUGUGCUGGAUGACAAUAAAACCCUCACACUGGCAAACGGUGACCGUAUUACCAUGUCGCCAGCCUGCAAGCUGGUAUUUGAGGUGCACAACAUUGAGAACGCCUCCCCAGCUACUGUGUCACGUGUCGGUAUGGUGUUCAUGAGCUCCUCUGCUCUGAGCUGGGAACCCAUCCUCAAGGGAUGGACAAACAAGCGUAACGCUGACGAAGCAGAGAACAUAAUUGCUUUGUACGAUAGGAUAUUUUGGGAUGUGUAUUCAUUUAUGAGGCAGAAUCUCAAACCCAAGAUGCCAUUUUUGGAGUGUAACUACAUCAUGCAGUCUUGCAAUAUAUUGGAAGGUCUCAUUCCAACCAAGCAGAUGGGAGGCCUGGCCAACGACAAACAUUUAGAACGCCUCUUUGUCUUUGGUCUGAUGUGGAGUCUGGGAGCCCUUUUGGAGUUGGACGACCGUGAUAAAAUGGAGGGUUUUUUCCGAGAGCACGGCAGCAACAUUGAUCUGCCUAAAACUAAUGAGGGAGAGACCAUGUUUGAGUACAUGGUUGGGGCAGAUGGUCAGUGGUGUCACUGGAAUGAGCACGUUGGGGAGUAUGAGUAUCCAACAGAUUGUGUGCCAGACUACUCCGCCAUCCUCGUACCCAACGUGGAUAACACCAGGACUGCUUUUUUGCUAGAAACUAUUGCCAAACAAUACAAGGCCGUCUUGCUCAUUGGUGAGCAAGGGACGGCUAAGACGGUGAUGAUCAAAAGCCACGCUAAGAAAUUUGACCCUGAAACAGACCUCUUCAAGUCGCUCAACUUCUCCUCCGCUACCGAACCCAUCAUGUUUCAGCGCACAAUUGAGAGCUACAUUGAGAAAAGAAUCGGCAGCACAUACGGACCACCAGGCGGACGCAGGAUGUCGGUCUUUGUUGAUGACAUCAAUAUGCCUCUUGUUAAUGAAUGGGGUGAUCAGAUAACCAACGAGAUAGUCCGGCAAAUGAUGGAAAUGACUGGCAUGUACAAUCUGGACAAACCAGGUGACUUCAUCACCAUCGUGGACGUCCAAAUGCUGGGCGCCAUGAUCCACCCCGGUGGCGGGCGAAACGACAUCCCGCAGAGGCUGAAGAGGCAGUUUACUGUCUUCAACUGCACCCUGCCUUCCAAUACCUCUAUUGACAAGAUCUUUGGUGUGAUUGGCUGCGGUUAUUUUCAUGAGUGUAGGAAGUUCAAGCCAGACAUAACAUCCAUGGUGAAGAAGCUUGUAUCAGCUGGCAGGAUUUUAUGGCAAUGGACCAAGAUAAAGAUGCUUCCUACUCCUUCCAAGUUCCACUACAUCUUCAACUUGAGAGACUUGUCCAGGAUCUGGCAAGGAAUGCUAAAGGUGGAAGCCGAGCAGUGCAACGAUUUCAAAACCCUCGUGGCUCUCUUCAAAAGCGAGUGCACGCGUGUCAUAGCUGACAGGUUCAUUUGCCCUGAGGACAAGGAGUGGUUUGAGAAUUCUAUAACCCGUGUGGUCAAAGAGCAUGUUGACGCCAACCUCGCCGCGUCAAUCCACAAGGAGCCGUACUUUGUCGACUUCCUGCGAGAGGCCCCCGAGCCGACCGGCGAGGAGGAUGAAAACGCGUGCUUCGACGCCCCCAAAAUUUACGAACUCAUCCCUUCUUUUGAAUUCCUUGAGGACAAGCUAAAGUUCUAUCAGGCAAAGCACAACGAUGAAGUGAGGGGCGCACACAUGGACUUGGUGUUUUUCACAGACGCCAUGACUCACCUCGUCAAGAUUUCACGAAUUAUUCGCACAGAAGUUGGCAAUGCCCUCCUCGUGGGCGUGGGAGGAUCCGGGAAGCAGAGUUUGACUCGUCUUGCCUCAUACAUAGCUGGAUAUGAAGUUAGCCAGAUCACACUAACUAAAUCUUACAAUAUAUCCAAUUUCAUGGAAGAUCUGAAAAAGCUGUACAAAUCAAGUGGGGCUGAAGGCCGCGGCAUCACUUUCCUAUUUACUGACAAUGAAAUUAAACAAGAGGCCUUCCUGGAAUACCUCAACAAUGUCCUAUCAUCUGGAGAGGUUUCAAAUCUUUUUGCAAAGGAUGAGAUCCAAGAGAUCACCCAAAAUCUAAUCCCGGUCAUGAAAAAGGAAUUUCCUCGCAUUCCGCCGACCUUUGAUAACCUUUACGAGUACUUCAUUACACGGGCUCGAAAAAAUCUGCACGUUGUCUUGUGCUUCUCGCCGGUGGGACCAAAGUUUCGCUCCAGGUCCCUUAAAUUCCCAGGCUUGAUAUCUGGCUGCACAAUGGAUUGGUUCGCUCCGUGGCCCGAGGAGGCUUUGGUAGCGGUGGCUCAUCAUUUCCUCUCAGAGUUUCCUGUGGUUUGCUCUCCAGAGGUGAAAGCCUCCAUGGUGACCACCAUGGGCGUGUACCACCGUAAAGUGUCCGAGACGUGCGAAACCUACUUUGAACGAUUCAGGAGGAGAACUCAUGUCACCCCAAAAUCAUACCUGUCUUUCAUCAAUGGUUACAAGACUCUCUACCAUCAAAACCACGAGCAUAUCAAUACGCUCGCCCAGCGCAUGAACGUUGGGUUGAACAAAUUGAUGGAGGCUAGUGUGUCUGUGGCUAAACUCUCCAAAGAGCUGGAAGUCAGUGAAAAAGAGUUAGUUAUUGCUUCCGCCAAAGCCGACAAGGUGUUAGCCGAGGUGAUGAUUUCGACUGAGGCAGCCACAAUAAUCAAGAAUGAAGUCCAGAAAGUGAGCGAAAAAGCCCAGGCGAUUGUGGAUGAAAUCACGCAGGAGAGGGCUAUCGCAGAGGAAAAACUGGAGGCGGCCAAGCCGGCAUUGCAGGAGGCUGAAAAUGCUCUGAAUACUAUCAAGCCUGCUGAUAUCGCCACUGUGAGGAAACUGGCCAAGCCUCCACAUCUGAUCAUGAGGAUCAUGGACUGCUGUCUGUUGUUAUUUCAAAGAAAGCUGGAGACUGUCACUGUGGAUCCAAACUUGCCCUGUCUGAAGCCAUCGUGGCCAGAUGCCCUCAGGUUGAUGGGCGCCACAGGCUUCUUGGCGUCACUUCAGUUUUUCGUCAAGGACAAGAUCAACGAGGAGACGGUGGAGCUGUUGCAGCCCUACUUUGAAAUGGAGGAUUACACCAUGGAAAAUGCCAAGAAGGUGUGUGGCAGCGUGGCUGGUCUGCUGGCAUGGACAAGGGCUAUGGCCACCUUCUAUGGCAUCAACAAGGAAGUCUUGCCUCUAAAGGCUAAUCUGGCAGUUCAGGAAGUGCGCUACAAAAAGGCCAGCGCUGAGCAAAAAGCAGCACAGGACACGCUAGCUGAAAAGGAAGCUGAGCUAGCCCUCGUGCAAGCCAAGAGCGAUGCCGCCAGCAAAGAGAAACAGGAAUUGCUUGAUCGUUCCGAGGCGUGUAAGAAUAAAAUGCAGGCUGCCUCUGACCUCAUCGGCGGACUGAGUAACGAGAAGGUUCGUUGGACUCAGCAAAGCAAAGAAUUUAAAUCUCAGAUCAAAAGACUGGUUGGUGACGUCCUGCAGCUCACUGGCUUCCUCUCAUACUGCGGCCCCUUCAACCAGAAUUUCCGCGACAUGUUGCUGGACAUGUGGAAAGGCGAGCUGGUGUCCCAAAAAAUCCCCUUCACAGAAAACCUCAAUCUGAUCGCCACCCUGGUUGACGCUCCAACUAUCAGUGAGUGGAAUCUUCAGGGGCUGCCUGGAGAUGACUUGUCAGUGCAGAAUGGCAUUAUUGUCACUAAAGCAUCAAGGUAUCCUCUCCUGGUUGAUCCCCAGACUCAGGGAAAGACUUGGAUCACCGCAAAAGAAAGGGCCAAUAACCUGCAGGUGACGUCCCUCAACCACAGGUUCUUUCGUACGCACUUGGAGGAUUCCAUCUCCUUGGGCAAACCACUACUUAUAGAAGAUGUGGGUGAGGAGCUUGACCCCGCCCUUGACAAUGUUCUGGAGAAAAACUUUUUCAAAUCGGGCUCCAACUUCAAGGUGAAAGUGGGAGACAAGGACGUGGACGUGUCCAAUAAGUUUCGGCUUUACAUUACCACCAAACUGCCAAACCCAUCGUACACUCCAGAGGUGAGCGCCAAGACAUCCAUCAUUGACUUUACUGUCAACAUGAAAGGCUUAGAGGACCAGCUGCUGGGCCGUGUCAUCCUCGCUGAGAAGAAGGAACUAGAAAACGAGCGACUGAAACUUAUUGAGGAUGUAACGUCCAACAAAAGGAAGAUGCAGGAGCUGGAGGACAACCUGCUGUACAAACUCAGCACCACCAAAGGUUCCUUGGUGGACGACGACUCCAUGAUUGGAAUUUUGAGCACCACCAAACAAACGGCUGCUGAGGUCAGUGUCAAGCUGAGCGUCGCGGCCGAAGCAGAGGAGAAAAUCAAAGCGGCGCAGUCCGAGUAUCGCGCGGUGGCGUGCCGAGGUAGCAUUCUUUACUUCCUCAUCACUGAGAUGAGCAUGGUCAACGUCAUGUAUCAGACCUCCCUCGGUCAGUUCCUCAAAAUUUUCGACAUUUCGCUGGCCAGGUCGGAGAAGUCGGCCAAAACGAGCAAACGAAUCGCAAACAUCAUCGAAUACUUGACAUACGAAGUAUUCCGAUACACGGUGCGAGGUUUGUAUGAAAACCACAAGUUCAUCUUCACCAUGCUUAUGGCCCUGAAGAUCGAUCUGCAGAACGGCAGGAUACAACACAGUCAAUUUCAGACACUAAUCAAAGGUGGCGCUGCUCUGGAUCUGAAGGCGUGCCCGCCGAAGCCGUUCUCCUGGGUCCUUGACAUUGUUUGGCUGAACCUAGUGGAACUCAGCAAACUGCCUCAGUUUGCCAAUAUUCUCAAUCAGGUGGGCAAGAGUGGAAAACAUUGGAAAGUGUGGGCCAACGGUGAUGCCCCGGAGGAAACUGUCAUCCCAGAUGGCUACAACAACUUAGAUGUCUUCAAUAAACUCAUGCUAAUCAGGUCUUGGUGCCCGGACCGCACCUUGGCUCAGGCCCGGAAGUACGUGGGCGAGUCCAUGGGUGCCAAGUUUGCUGAGCCCGUCCUGCUGAACCUGCACGCCACUUGGGAGGAAAGCGAUACCCGUACACCACUCAUCUGCUUCUUGUCCAUGGGCUCGGAUCCAACCAACCAAAUAGAAGCCCUCGCCAAGAAGCUUAAUGUUGGAUGUAGGUCCAUCUCUAUGGGCCAAGGGCAAGAGGUGCAUGCAAGGAAGCUUGUUAGUGUUUCAAUGGCGGAGGGAGGCUGGGUGCUCCUGCAGAAUUGUCACUUGGGUCUGGAGUUCAUGGACGAAUUGUUAGAAACCGUCACAUUCACAGAGACAGUCCAUAAAACCUUCAGAGUGUGGGUCACCACUGAGCCACAUGACCUUUUCUCCAUUACGCUCCUUCAGUCCUCUAUCAAAUUCACUAACGACCCACCGCAAGGACUUCGUGCCAGCUUGAAGCGAACCUUUGUGAGCAUCUCUCAAAACCAGUUGGAAGUCAGCAACCUGCCCACGUGGAAGCCGCUGCUAUAUGGCGUCGCAUUUCUGCACUCUGCCGUACAGGAACGUCGAAAAUUUGGUCCGCUGGGAUGGAACAUUCCGUACGAGUUCAACUCUGCAGACUUCACAGCUAGCGUGGAGUUUGUGGAAAGACACCUGGAUGAUUGUGGGCCUAAAAAGGAUGUCUCCUGGGUGACGCUUCGCUACAUGCUUGCUGAAGUGCAGUAUGGAGGCAGGGUCACUGAUGAUUAUGACAAACGCCUACUCAAAUGUUUCGCCAGGGUAUGGUUCAGCAAAAAAAUGUUGGACCCAUCCUUUUGCUUCUACACUGAGUACCAAAUCCCUAUAUGUAAAACCAUUGAGGAAUAUGUGGAGUACAUACAGGGUUUGCCUGCUGUGGACUCCACUCAAGCACUGGGGCUGCACCCCAAUGCUGACAUCGUCUACCAGAAAAACACGUCGGCAGAGGUGCUCGACACCAUCACUAACAUCCAGCCUAAGGAGAGCGGCGGCGGCUCAGGGGCUACCCGAGAGAGCAUCGUGUACGCCAUGGCCGAGGACAUGCUGGACAAGCUGCCGCGUGACUAUAUUCCUCAUGAGGUCCGAGCCAAUCUGAAGAAAAUGGGGCCUCUGAACCCCAUGAACAUCUUCUUGCGCCAGGAAGUGGACCGCAUGCAGAGGAUCAUCUCUGUGGUGCGCAGCACUCUGCAGGAUCUCAAGCUGGCCAUUGAGGGAACCAUCAUUAUGAGCGAGACCCUGCGAGACGCACUGGACAAUAUCUUUGACGCCCGUGUACCCAACCUGUGGAAGAAGCUCUCCUGGGAGUCUACCACGCUGGGGUUCUGGUUUACUGAGCUCCUGGAUAGGAACAGACAAUUUUACAGCUGGGUGUUCGCCCGCCGGCCCAAAACUUUUUGGAUGACUGGUUUUUUCAACCCACAGGGUUUCCUCACUGCGAUGAGGCAAGAGGUGACCAGAGCAAACAAAGGAUGGGCUCUGGAUUCAGUCACCCUGAACAACAAAGUCCUUAAGAAGACCAGGGAGGAGAUCAAGUCCGAUCCAGAAGAAGGUGUGUACGUUCAUGGAUUGUUCCUGGAAGGCGCCGACUGGGACAAAAAGAACUCGGUCCUUUGCGAAUCGGCGCCAAAAGUGCUUUUCACGCCCCUGCCCGUCAUUCACAUGUUCGCCAUCAACUCUACCGCCCCUCCUGACCCCAAGUACUACGUGUGCCCUAUUUAUAAGAAGCCCAAGCGCACAGACCUUAAUUACAUCACCGCCGUGGUGCUGGGUACCUCUCACCCUCCCGACCACUGGAUCAUGCGCGGCGUGGCCCUCCUCUGUGAUAUCAAAUGAGCGUACAGACAUCUGUGCUCAUUUCCUUUAUUGUCAGAUUAUUUUAUUAAAUCUAGUUUUUAUGAAUUUAACUGUGUUUCUCUCACAU